AUGGCUCCAAAAUCACAACCAGAUCGCCCUUUUUGUGCAUGUUCUAAACCUGUUAGGUUAUGUUAUUUUGUGAAGAAGGAUCACCCGAGGCAUCGUGAUCGUUAUUGGGGUUGUCCAGAGAGGUCUUGUGAACAUUUUGAAUGGGUAGAUCCGUGCCCAAAAAGAACAACGAGUUCACAGGACGUACAAUCGAGCUUCUUUACUUAUAAACAAAAAAGUGGCGAACAGUCUUUGAAAAGUACCUUUAACACGGUUCAAAAAAACGGGACAAAUGCAAAGUCUAUCAGCGAUAUUGGAAACAAAUAUUCUUUGAAUAAUGAUCAAGAAGUUCGAACAAGCACACAAGGUACACAGAAUGAGCCUUCAUCAUUAAGUGCAUCUUUGUCGUCAAAUGUUGUUCCCAAGGAAAAUGCGGUUUUCAAUGCCCUCUUCACUUCAACUAGCAUCAGUCUCGAAAAACUGUAUAACACGUUACCAUCAGAUGAAAAAUUUGGCAAAAAGUAUAAUUAUCCCAUAAAAGUUACUUUUAGUUUAGACGAUGAUGAACAUUUCAUAGUAAGAGGAUAUCAUCAUGUCCUCAAAGAGUAUUGGAGAACUCGAAAAGGUGCCAGUUACGAUUCAACUAGAAGAGGAUGGAUCAUCCCAAUGACAGAAUACGAAAAUUCCGUCAAGGAAUUGAAAGGGUACGAAAAAUUACCCACGACGAUCGCGGAAAUCUCCGGGUAUGUUGAAAAGGCGAUCGAAUUCAGGGCCGCCAAACCUCGUGUUGAUGAAUGUGAGGUUAAAGAAAGAAUUGGGAGCCUCUGGGAAGCGUUGCUACCACAUCAAAAAGAAGGAGUAAUAGAAGCUAUUUCUAGAAAUGGUCGAGUUUUGCUCGGCGACGAUAUGGGUCUUGGAAAAACAAUCCAGGCGCUUGCCAUCGCGGAAUACUACAAGGAUGACGGGAAAGUCCUUGUUAUCUGCCCUGCUUCGGUUGCCGGAAACUGGCAGGUCGAGAUCAAGAAAUGGGUUGGAGCUAAAGAUGAAGAAAUAUGGUUCGUAAGAAAUGGAAAGGAAGUGAAUCAAGAUCAUGCGCGUUUUACGAUCAUCUCCUAUGAAUUGGCAAAAAGACGCCAAGGUUGGAUAGGACGAUUCCAAAUCGUGAUCGCUGACGAAUCUCAUUCUCUCAAGGAUCGUCAAUCGGAACGGACGAAGAAGCUUUCCCCUCUUAUGAGAAAGUCAAAGAGAGUAGUCCUUCUUUCAGGCACACCAGCAGAAUCAAGACCAGUAGAGCUUUUUGCUCAGAUCAAUAUUGUUGCCCCACUUCUAUUCCCUAAUUAUGAUCAAUAUAUAAAGCGAUUCUGUGGUGGAGAAAAGAAGAUCAAUAGGGAUGGAAGGGAAUAUAUCGAUACAAAAGACGCUAAAAAUACGGAAGAACUUCACUGGCUCCUAAACUCGACCGUUUUGAUUCGAAGGAAAAAAGAAGACGUAAACUUGAAUUUACCAUCAAAGACUCGACAGAUAAUUCACGUGGAGAUUCCUGCAACAUCCAAAAGGGAGUUACGAGAUUUGAAAGAAAGAGCAAAGGUAGAUAAACGGGCCAACUUUUUGAAAUUAUAUGAGGAAUCAGGUAGGGCCAAAGUCCCAGCCAUUCAAGAUUAUUUACUUAGUCUUAAGGAUGAUUACAAAAAGUAUAUCGUAUUUGGUCACCAUAAAGAUGUAUUGGAUCAGAUUUGUUAUGUCUUGCGUAAAGAUCAAAUCAGAUUUAUAAGGAUUGAUGGUCAAACAGAUGUUAGAUUGAGACAAGAUUUUGUUGAAAAAUUUCAAAAUGAAAGGGAAAUUAAGUUCGCGGUUUUGUCUCUUACUGCAGCGAGUACUGGCUUAAACCUUCAAUCUGCUGAUGGUGUUAUAUUUGCGGAAUUAAGUUGGAACCCGUCAACGCUUGCACAAGGAGAAAAUCGAGCACAUCGUAUUGGAAGGAUCGGCGACGUAGAAAUCAAGUAUAUCAUCGCCAAAGAUACUUUGGAUUUGGUUCAAUGGCAAAUGUUAAAGAAAAAAUCAAAGGUGCUUGGUAUAAUUUUCGACAAUGAAGAUAGCAUCCCUUUGGAUGAAAUAAGUGAGGAAGAUUAUUGGAUGAUUGAAGCAUUUGAUAAAGAAAUGGUAAAUCAAGUCAAUGAAAUGAAUACCGCUAAAAGUGAAGGUAUCAAAAUGGAUUCCGAUAUCAUUGUAUCAGACGAAAAUAAAGAAAUGGUCACAAAUUCAACGGAAACUCUAGACAAUAAUAGCGACGAGAAUCAUGUUCCUUUGAUGGAACUUACGACAGAUUCUAUUGUUAUUAAAUUAGGCGAUGAUAAUGAAAAAACUGCCACAAAUCCAGCAGGAGCUCCCACCAAUUUCGAUAUGAUGGCCGAUAAUCUCGACUGGGAUUUUGACAAGGAUUUGAGCUUGAAUUACUUAGAGGUUGACAAUAAUGUAUUAUCUAAAAAUUCUACAUUUACUUUAAUGGACGGAGGCAUGAAUCUUUUGAAUGAAAAUCCAAUAGUAGAUUUCAAGACAAUCGCUGAUGAUCGUGACCAAAGAAACUUAAUUCAAGUAAAAUCGAUUACAAAUCCCACAUUUAUUGUUCUUGAUGACGAAAAGGCUGAAUAUCCGGUAAAACACUUCAAUGACGAUAUUGAUAACCAAGGUUCUCAAGAAGAAACUUUCAAAGAUCAUUCAAUAAUAAACAUUUUGGACGAUGACGAUUUCACAGCAUUUACAGGUCAUACAAAUGAUCAAGAUUCGACUUUGAUGACGAAUCAUGUUAAAAAAGCGGAAAGUAACGGCAAACCUGAUCGGUCAAACGCAUCAAGUUCAUCAGAAAGACCUGCUUUCAGGAAAAAAUACAAGAAUGAACUGGACAGCCUUUUCGAUCAAAGAUAUAACAUAUCAGGUGAAAUUUCAACCAAACAAGAAAAUAUAUAUGUUUCAAAUGUUUUACUCUUUACAGAUGAAUUUGCAAAUGGAACAUUUAAUCCCCGAAGGAAUUUAUCAGGUUCACGGAAUAAACGUAACUCUGACGUCUAUGCCGAGGAAAGUCAAAAAUGUGAUAAAGAGUCGAAGAAAAUUCGACUUGAAACAGAUCAAGAGACUUCUAGGACACGGCAAAGGAUAACAACCACUUAUAUUGACCCAACCCAAGUUACUGAUUUUCAAGUAUUGUCACAAGUUAAACGUCGCCCAAGAAAGCCAAAAACUUACAUCAGAAGCUCAAAUAAUGCUAUGAAAUGA
This is a messenger RNA of Funneliformis geosporum, 3249 nucleotides long. The record is from the annotation of a GenBank genome assembly. NCBI's taxonomy places the organism in Eukaryota, Fungi, Glomeromycota, Glomeromycetes, Glomerales, Glomeraceae.